Messenger RNA from Ipomoea triloba (trilobed morning glory), 912 nucleotides. RefSeq names its product putative late blight resistance protein homolog R1A-4. The transcript has 2 exons. Gene Ontology annotation, molecular function: ADP binding. Bases 1 to 912 code for a protein of 303 amino acids. The record is from RefSeq and is a predicted model, not a curated record. Lineage: Eukaryota; Viridiplantae; Streptophyta; Magnoliopsida; Solanales; Convolvulaceae.
AUGGAUUUUGGUGUUGUAACUUCACUACUAGGAAUAGUAGAGCAACUUCUUCUUCAGAAACCCUCACUACUAGUAGUUGAGAAAAAAGAAGAAGAGAAAAAGCAAUUGAAUUCAGCAAUGGCUUGUGUUGUUGUAAAUAGUCUACUAGGAAUAGUAGAUCAACUACAACUUCUUCUUCAGAAACCCCCACUUAAUAAUCCUCUUUUGAUUCUUCCUGAUGAUGCUCAAAUGAUCCUAUCCGCCUUAAAGGACAAGCUCCAUUUCCUGCAAGCCUAUCUUGACAAUCCCGAUCGCGAUGAGGCAGUGGAUAAAGAAAUCAGAGAUGUUGCAAUGAAAGCAGAAGAUGAAAUUGAAUCCAAGCUGGGAGAAGUUUACUUGGCGGCUAACCAGGGUGAGGGUGAGGGAGUAGCAAUAAAGGCUUGUGAAGAUCUUCAUCGGAGCUUGCAGCAAGUAGUCAAGGAUUUUGAGUCUGUUGAAGUGCGCAUCAGAGAUAAUCUGCAGCAAAUAACACUACAUACUACCUCCUCCUCCUCAUCAUCCUCAUCCUCAUCAGAGAACAUAACGGUAGGAGUAGAAGAUGAUGUUGAGUAUAUAAAAGAUAUGCUCCUCAUUCAAUCAUCUUCAUCCAGACAACAACUACAAGUGGUUUCGAUUUGCGGAAUGCCAGGCACCGGAGUCACUACUUUGGCUAAAACCGCUUAUGAAGAUCCAUUCAUUGUGUCUCACUUUGACAUUCGAGCAUGGACGGUUGCAUCUCGACCAUACACUAGGAGAAAGCUACUCAUUGCCAUUUUAGGUUCUAUUGUGUCGUCAUUCACAACCGAGAUCUCCAACAAAGACGAUAACCAGCUAGCUCAACAGCUCUGCAAAAUCCUGACGGGCCAAAGAUCAGAGAGUGGCUCGUUCUCUUAG